Molecule: messenger RNA, 956 nt
Organism: Cydia pomonella (codling moth)
Lineage: Eukaryota; Metazoa; Arthropoda; Insecta; Lepidoptera; Tortricidae
Product: general odorant-binding protein 1-like
Exons: 3
Coding region: 85-576 (163 amino acids)
Molecular function (GO): odorant binding
Source: RefSeq, a predicted model, not a curated record
AAAACAACCACAUUCUAGUGACCAGUAGCUAAAUUUUUAAUUUUUUCUAUGAACCACGUUAAAAAUAAAAAAUAAAAUAUAAAAAUGGCGAGAUCUGUCCUGCUCUCUUUUGUAUUAUUAGCCAUGACUGUGAGAAAGAUAGAACCGUCAUCGGACACUAUGAAGACCAUAACAUCAGGGUUCCUAAAAGUACUUGAGGAAUGCAAACAGGAGCUAAACCUCCAAGGGCACGUGAUAAGUGACUUGUACCACUACUGGAAGGAGGACUACUCCCUCCUGAACCGGGACACAGGCUGCGCCAUCAUUUGUAUGAGCAAGAAAUUGGAUCUAAUCGAUUCAAGUGGGAAACUUCAUCAUGGAAACACUCAGGAGUUUGCCACCAGGCAUGGCGCUGCAAGUGAAGUAGCCUCAAAGCUAGUUGAAAUCCUCCACGCCUGCGAAAAGACCCAUGAAGCCAUAGAGGACGAAUGUAUGAGAGCGCUGGAGAUCGCCAAAUGCUUCCGCACCGACAUACACCAGCUCAACUGGGCGCCGAAGAUGGACGUUAUUAUUACUGAAGUACUUACUGAAAUGUAGUUUUGUAGAGUAAUAAUUAUGUUUUUGUACAACCCACAUGCGAAAUUAAAUAAUUGAUUACUAUAGACUGAGUUGAUCGUCGCAGUUUAUUGAUCAACUUAUGCAAAUAAUUAACACAUGACUCAGCGCUACGUCAUAGCCGAUAACAGAGGUUUACCGGUAUGUAGAGGAAAUUCUUCGUAAAAGUAAAACGACAACCUGUCGUGAUUAGCGCUGAAUGGGUUAAAUAUUGACUUGUCUAGAGUCUGUUCGGAAAGAGAAGAGUCGUGGAAUGUAUUGAGUCCCAUACAUUCCACGACUUCUCUUUCCGCACAAACUCUAUGUAUAAAUACACAAAAUUCUAAAUAUCUUGACAACCGAUAAAAACCUUUUGUAUUAUA